Messenger RNA from Neoarius graeffei (lesser salmon catfish), 7305 nucleotides. RefSeq names its product acid phosphatase 6, lysophosphatidic (gene acp6). The record is from RefSeq and is a predicted model, not a curated record. Lineage: Eukaryota; Metazoa; Chordata; Actinopteri; Siluriformes; Ariidae. Gene Ontology annotation, biological process: dephosphorylation. The coding region runs from base 122 to 1393 and encodes 423 amino acids. Gene Ontology annotation, molecular function: phosphatase activity. The transcript is spliced from 11 exons.
AAGCCCAGAAGACUCCUCUCUCUAAGCCGGCGAAGACGUUUUCAAAAUACCAAAAGUUUGCCAACAGGAAUGAAUGCAACGUUCUUUAUCUAAUCGUGGACCAGUGAACUAGUACGACACCAUGUUGGCCCGCAUGGGUGUUAUGACAACAACAGUUAUAGGCUCUGCAGUGUUCUGGGCACAGCAGAAAAACACUGAGCCUGUACAAGCAAACUUGGAUUUGACCAAUACUCCUCGUUCUGACCAUUCCUCAUCUCCAUAUGAGCUGAAACUUGUUCAGGUGUUGUUUAGACAUGGGGCGAGAACACCACUGAAGUCUAUACCGGAUGUUUUGGAGGCACUCUGGGUUCCUGACCUUCUAGAGGUUCCAGAUCACACCAAGAUUGACUAUGUAGUUACAGACCUACAGGGAGGCCCAAGACCCCACUCUCCUGUGGAGGACAGCUACAGAGCCAAAACACUGGCGGGUGGCACAUAUCCGGGUCAGCUGACCACAGUGGGCAUGCAACAGCUGUAUGACCUAGGACUAAGUCUGAGGAGGAGAUAUAUUCAGGACACAGGCUUCCUUCGUCCAUACUUCAGCAAUAAAGAAGUUUACAUUCGUUCAACAAACAUUGUCCGCACCAUCGAAUCAGCCAAGUGUCUGGUAGCAGGGUUGUUCCAGCAGCAACAGACAGAGAUUGUGCCUAUUUUCACAGAAGAAGCAGAAAAAGAGAUCCUCUACCCAAACUACCAUGGAUGCAAACUUCUCAAACUGCUCAGUGGUUCUCGUUGGUCAGAAUCAUCCACGUUACCAGACGUUGCUUCGGAUCUACAGAGCAUUCAGAGUGUGUUGGGCGUGAGGCCUCAUCAGCAUCUCGACUUCAUCCUCAUUAGAGAUGACAUGGUGGCCAGAGAGACUCACAGGCUGCCGUCUCCUCCAGCGCUCGAAAGCUGGAGAGAUAAAGUAGAGCAGAGAGCUGUGGAUAUGAUCUGGCACAUCUACGACCCCAGUAACAGGGAGAAUCUACAGCUGUGUGUGGGUCCUGUCCUUCACACUCUUCUUACGAACAUGGAGACCAAAAUCCAGGGUAAAGCCUCUGAUUCAGACAGGAAACUGUUUCUGUACUCGGUGCAUGACACGACGCUAAUGCCGUGCUUGAUGGCACUGGGUGUGUUUGAUAUGAGAUGGCCUCCGUAUGCAGCUGACAUCACGCUUGAGCUGUACCAACACCAGCACAACAAGCAGCACUAUGUCAAAAUAUCCUACAUCGGUCAGGAUCAGAAGAUCCCUGGCUGUAGUGAUGUCUACUGUCCUCUGAGAGAGUUUAAGCAGGCUCUCUCCGUGUACGCCCUGCCUGAGGAGAACUACAACGCCCUCUGCAACCGCAUAACAGAUAUCCCCACACGCUGAGUUCAUAAUCCCUCAUGCCUUUGAAAGCACACACGCGCGCACACACACACGCACACAUGUCUGGUAAGACAGUUCUGUUCAGUUCAAGCUUGCACAUAUUGAUAUGAGAAUUUUGUCUGCUGUUCAUUAAUUAUUUUAUAUAUUUUUUUUGUUUGUUUGCUUUAACAGUAUCAGUAAUAGAUUUGCAUUUUAAUUUAGGAUGGUCUUAGUCGUGGAGCUUAGCGUUUACACAUUGUGUGGUCUACAACUAAAAAUUACACCAUGUACUGAUUUUAAGUUAUGUCUAAGUAAACUUGGUUUUAUUUAUAUCAGUCACCAUAACGCACACAAUGCAAGAUAUUAUACAAGCAUAUUAAAAUCCAAUUCAAAAUGAGGCUGUAUUAAAGAAUGUUACCACAAGGCACUCAUCACAAGACCAAAAGGGAAACGGCCCUGAAAUGUGAACUUGUGUUAUAAUCAACAAUUUGUUGCUCAGGGGCCACUUUUUGCAUUUGUAGAUGUAUGAUUUGUACGAGUAUGUGCUUUGUCCCCCUUCUAUGGGGUGUUUUACUGCACUGCUGGCAUAUCUGUGAUGUGAAAGAUGACCAAGGUUAUCAGUUUUUGUGGAUUUAUUUCAACUUCACAUGACAAUGUGUUCUUUUAGUAAAUAUUAAGUGUAUACAAUCAGGAUGUUAAGUCUUUUUAAAUAAAUAACUGAGUAGGCUUACAUAUGUUUACUCAAAGUAGACACAAAAAAGGACUUGGAUCAUGGCACUUCUUGAACAUAACAGAACACACUCAUCUCGUUAUCUCUAGCCGCUUUAUCCUGGUCUACAGGGUUGCAGGCAAGCUGGAGCCGAUCCCAGCUGACUACGGGCGAAAGGCGGGGUACACCCUGGACAAGUCACCAGGUCAUCACAGGGCUGACACAUAGACACAGACAACCAUUCACACUCACAUUCACACCUACGGUCAAUUUAGAGUCACCAGUUAACCUAACCUAACCUGCAUGUCUUUGGACUGUGGGGGAAACCGGAGCACCCGGAGGAAACCCACGGGGAGAACAUGCAAACUCUGCACAGAAAGGCCCUCGCCGGCCACGGGGCUCGAACCCAGACCUUCUUGCUGUGAGGCGACAGCGCUAACCACUACACCACCGAGAACACACUCAAUUAAACUAAACUGUUCUUUUCAGAUCUGUCACUUAUCUCUCAGAGUCAUGAGGGAGGCUGGAAUCAAUCCCAGCAUAUUUCGGGUACACACUGGGCAGGUCACCGAUCAAUCACAGAAACAAUAAACCAUUCACACUUACACCUACAGUAUGGACAGUAUAGGCCACACCAACUCAAUUAGUUGGUUCUCGGAAUCGCCGCUUGAAGAAAAUGCAAAAUGAAAAAAAAAUAAAAUCGAAAUCAAACUCCCGCCAACAGAAAAGGUCACGUGACGUGAAGUCACAUGACGUCGAAAACCAAUCAAAUCGCCCCUUUCACUUUCGAUAAAGACUUGUGGAAGAAACAUGCCUGUGGAGGGGAGUUCUGCAAAGCCUGUGUUUGUGAUUGUUAGGAUAUUCAGCAAACAGAAGCGUAAAAUCUUUGACAGGUGUGUUGAAAUUCUGUUUACUGGUUUGCCUGUAUUGUUUGGUCUAUUUCCACCGCUAAUUUUACCAUCAGAGCAUUUUUUUAAUUUUAUUUUUAUUUCGCCUGCUUGCUUCAUAUUUUUCCUGAAAAAAUCCGGGAACCAACUAAUUAAAUUGGUGUGGCCUUAGAGUAGCUAGUUGACCUAAUCUUGGACAUAACGUGUUUGGACUGUGAGAGGAAACUCGCACAAGAACAUACAAACUCCCAGUUGCUCAUGAGGUUCAAACUGGGAAUCUUUUUGUUGUGAGGUAACAGUACUAACCACUGUGCUGCCUUAAAGAAACAUUAAAAUAGGAAAAGGAAAAUGGUUGGAGGUGGGAGAAGAAAAGGCAAUGUUUUUUGUUUUCCCCUCCAUAUCUAGUAGCCAGUUUCAGUGGGUCUGUGCCCUCUUUAGCCUCAGAUUCCUGUUCUUAGCUGACAGAACUAGAAUUUUAUGUGGUCUUCAGCCCAUCUGCCAAGCUUUGACAUGCUGUGCAUUCUGAGAUGCUUUCCUGCUCAUCACAUUUGUAAAGAGUGCUGAUUUGAGUUACUGUAGCCUUCCUGUAAGAUCCAACUAAACAGGCCAUUCUCUUCCAACAUCUUACAUCAACAAAGCAUUUCCACCUGCAGAACUCAGCCUCGCUGGAUGUUUAGGAUGUUCUUGGGCUUUUUUCUCCCACACUAUUCUGUGUAAACUCUGUUUAGGCUGUUGUGUGUGAAAAUGACAGAGGAUCAGCAGUUUCUAAAAUGCUCAGAUUCUCUGGUCUGUCACCAAUAACCAUGUCAAAGUCACUGAGCUCACAUUUCUUCCUCAUUCUGAUGUUUGAUAUGAACAUGAACUGAAGCUCUUGACCUGUAUGUGAGUGAUUCUACGCGUUGCACUGUUGCUACCUGAUCAGCUGAUUGGUUAAUUGCACGAAUGAGCAGGUAUACAGGUAUAGGGCCUAAAUUUAGACGGUCCUAAAUUAUACUAUGUGGAUACCUAACCAUCACAAUCAUAUGUGCUUAUUGAAUAUCCCAUUCCAGAGCGUGUUCCCUUCAAAGGUGGGCAAAGUACCCAACUUCAUUACUUAAGUCAAAGUACAGAUCCCACUGAUAAAAUGUUACUCCGAUACAAGUGAAAGUUGUACAAUCAAAUUUUUACUUAAGUUAAAGUACUAAAGGACUUGCUUUUAAAAAUACUUAAGUAUUAAAAGUACAUUUUGUGUCAACGCAUUGUUGUAUUAUUGCCACAAUGCUUACAAAACCUAACGUCGUUAUCAAAGACAGAAAUGUGAAUUCACAAAACGAACGCAUGCUGUGCCAUCAUGGUGGUUUAACGUUAAGCUAGCUAGUCAGUGAAGCUCCACCUGACACACUAGCAAACUCUUUUCAAACUCAAAAUCAUAUUAGGUAGCUAACGCUACUAGAAAAGAAAGAUUCUGUUUAUUUGGCAAGAUUAUGCUAAAACAUAUUUCUGAAAGGACUUCAGAUAAGUUGAUGUUAUUCAUGUUAGCAUAACUCUGUUUUUACAUUCUAACUAACAGUGUCCAAGUUAACUAGCUAUGUGUUAACUUUAGCCAUGGACAACUUGGUGGGCAAAUCCAUAGAAAGUCAUUUGACUAACCAGACUGCACAGCUAUUGUAACAUUAUCGCUAGCUCUAAAAGCACAGACAACUUUGUUGCAAGCUUUCUCUUGAAAUAAAACGUUUACAGACCUCAAUAUGCUUCCGUAGGUUGGAUGGCGAGUUUUUGUAGGCCAUGGUGUGGUUUGUUUUCAGCAAACAAAGCAAAUAUUUAAAACAAAACAAAUCUUCUUUCCUUUCAGAAAACUGAAACAUGGGUUCUAGCUAUAGCCAUGAGUGUGCGUGCGUUCCCCAGAAGAACCGCCUCCUUCCAUUCUGCCAUCAACUGAGCGUGUUCAAAUAACGCUGCUGAGAAAUCACUGAACUUGAUUUUAUACAAUCUAUGGACGUGACGUGACCCUAGUGAUUACUGAUUGUUUUUUUCACAGUUGACAUUGAGACAGCCGAUCACGUUUUAGAAAAGAAAAGAAAAAAACCAUCCACUUUCAAAGCUGUUUCAUAAUAACGAGUAAUGAGGACCUUGAUAGAAAUGUAGUGGAGUGAAAAGUAUGAUAUUUGCCUUUCAAAUGUAGUGAAGUUAAAGUCAUAAGUUAAAAAAAAAAUGCUCAAGUAAAGUACAGAUACUGAAAAAGUGUACUUAAGUGCAGUACUCAAGUAAAUGUACUUUGUUACUGUCCACCUCUGGUUCCCUUAAUGCUUUCGCUCCACUCUUCUUGGAAGGCUUUAUGCUGUAUUUUGGAAUGUACCACGGUGCUUGAAAGUUUGUGAAAUCACAUUGAUGAGAUGCUGAAGAAUGAAUUAACAUGAUAAACAUGCCAUGCAGCAUCCUCCAAGCAAUAGGCUCCUAUGUUAAUUAACACGGCCUUUCUAUGUCCAGCAAACUCCAGAUCAGAUCACCUGUAAUAAUGUGAAAACCAGUCCUAAAGUACACUUCUACCUUGAACCAGGUUUGUAGUACUCAAGUCCGACUCGUGCCCUAAUUUUAAGGACUCAUGACUCAACUUGGCCUUGAGCACUGAUGACUCGGACUUGUGCAUUAACUGCAUUAGGACUCCUAAAUUGGAGACGAGGACUCGGAUGUUUUCUUUAUUUUUUGUAACAUGCCAUAAUAAUUUGGCAUAAGAUAUUUAUAUUUACAUUUAUUGUGUACUAAUUUCAUGCAAGAGCGUCACACCUGCAUGCCUUGGCGUGUGCAUCAGAUAGACUCUCGGGUGCGCUCUGGACUCUCACCUGCACAGGAUUAAGGCGCAAUCAGCGCGCCUGUAUAAAAACUGUGAAAAUGCACUUACUUUGCAAAGUAUUGAGUUGUGUUGCUGACACAUUACCAAGCCUUAUUUCCUUGUUUGGUUUCCUGAUCCCUGAUUUCCUGAUUCUCGUCUUUGACUCUGCCGAGUCUGCAAUAGCCUGUUUGUGCCUCGCUCGACCUGUUUCACUGUUUUACAAUUUUGCCUGCUGGUCUGGAUUGUUUACCUGUCUUCACUUGUAUUAAUGAACACACCUUCUGCACUUACAUCCGUCUCCUAACCAUCUCUGACAGAAUACUUCGUGCUCCCUGACAGAGAGAAAGCACAUUCACCUGUUCAUACGUCAUGUUCAGGAACAAACUAAUGCAAAAACAGCCACCGUCAAAUGGUGCGAUUGGAGUCUUGGACUCAACACAAAAAAUUUUUUAAUGACUCGUACACUGGGGACUUAAGACUGGACUCAGACUCGAGAUUUAGUGAGUCGACUACAAUACUGCCUUGAACAUGUUGCACUGAGUUAAAUCAUGCGCUUACUGCUCAAUAAUAGCCGUACAAUGUAAACACAACAGAAGUGCUGCUGUCACCAUUUCGACCGAUUUGAGAAGUUGUAUGGGAAGUGUCCUGUCUCCGAAAGUGUUCAUAUUCCUUCAUUCUGCACUCUCUGUAAGGAAAGUGUUUGCAUGUUUGAUGUCACAAUAUGAUGCUACAAAAGUUUUAUCAUGUCUAUAAAGAUAAAAGUUUUAUCUUUAUAGAUUCUGCCUUCACAAGGUAGAAAAAAUGUAUAAAGUUCUACAAGAGUGAUUGCUGUCCUCCUAAAUUAGAUAUAUUCACUACUUUCUCACAGGUUACAAAUUUGCAAAACAUUUCUUUUUCUUGGUUCCACCCUGAUUCGAUUACUCACGCUGGAAAAUGUAGAAGGUCUGAGCAGAAAUGUGCAUUUAAUAAAUGUUUGUGCAGCUGUCAAAAGGAUGACAACUGUAAAUUGUGCCUCGCUUUUACUGACCCUGUGAAUGAAUUGUGAUGCUUGUCACAUGGUAAAAGAUGAAGCAACAGGAAUGAGUGUAGAAAACAGAAUUUUUCCACAAUAUGCAAAACAUUAAGUGCACAUCAUUAAAACUGUGUAUAUUUGAAACACAUCCCAGAUGUAGCUGGAUUUUUUUUUCCUUUCAGCCCAAACAAUAGGCAGUAGAUUAAAUAGCUGUACUGUAGUUGCCUAGGAACUUAUAUUUUAUUGCUGAGGAAUCAGUUGCUUCAGUUUUAUUUGACUUCAGUUUUUAAUAUUUUUUAGUCAUGGGAAUUUUAACUUGGGUAGAUUAGAAAUACAUCACAAUAAAAAAAAGCAUUGAAAUGUUUUCAGAUUGAGAUUUAAUUUAAUCGCUUUUACACAAAGGCUGUAAGAAACAUGUAAUGGAAAUGUGAAUGCUUUUGUAUGCUGUGUGCUUUGAUGGACAAUGUAUAGCAUAUGAUUCAUGUGAUGUGCACUCAGAAAAUAAAGUGCAUUAUUGUA